This is a messenger RNA of Ramularia collo-cygni, 1722 nucleotides long. RefSeq names its product related to MFS drug efflux pump. Gene Ontology annotation, cellular component: membrane. Gene Ontology annotation, molecular function: transmembrane transporter activity. Bases 1 to 1722 code for a protein of 573 amino acids. The transcript is spliced from 8 exons. The record is from RefSeq and is a predicted model, not a curated record. NCBI's taxonomy places the organism in Eukaryota, Fungi, Ascomycota, Dothideomycetes, Mycosphaerellales, Mycosphaerellaceae. Gene Ontology annotation, biological process: transmembrane transport.
AUGUCUUCUUACACAUUGCAAGAGAAGAAAGAACAUGAUGCCUCUCACCUGGAGCACGUCUCCCUCAAUGACGGCAGCAAGAGUUCCUAUGAUGGCGCCGAUCAGGGAGAGAACAAGAUCAACUUUUCGUUUUUCAUGACCAUGGUGGGCUUAGCUCUGGCCUUUAUCGUAGCAGAAGUCACGCCUCUGUUCCUGGUUACUUGUUUCACCAUCAUUGCAGCCGAUCUAGACGCGCUCGAUCAAGUCAUUUGGAUCCUUGUGGCUCCCUACAUUGCUACUGGAGCCAUUGCGCCAUUCGUGGGGAACCUGUCGGAUGUGAUGGGCCGAAGGGGAAUCAUCCUGCUUAGUCUGGUCCUGGUGGUCGUCGCGUUCAUCCUCCAGGCGGCGGCGCCCAACUUCGCUUGCUACUUGGCCGGAGGUGUGAUAGCCGGAGCUGCGAUUGGUAUCCAGAUCAUGUCCGUCAUAGCAGCAGCUUCGGAGCUUGUUCCUAUGCAUAAGCGAGGAGCCACUAUUGGAUAUCUAGCAAUGGCCAUUAUUCCUUUCGCUCCAGGUUCCCUCUAUGGCCAGUUGAUUGCCGAGCAUAGCUGGCGCUAUAUCUACCUGCUCCUCGCGAUCGUCUCAGUACUGGCAUUCAUCGUCCUCUUCAUAUUCUACCGCCCUCCACCUCGUCCCCUUGCGGCUGGAAUGACCAAGAUGGAGAUUUUGAAGCGAAUCGACUAUGGAGGCUGCGUCCUGAGCAUUCUAGGAGUCGUGAUGUUUCUCAUCGGUAUUAACUGGGGAGGGGGUGACUACGCAUGGGGCUCCGCGCGUGUCAUCAGCUUUUUGAUCCUUGGUGUGCUCAUCAUGGUUGUCUUCGUCCUUUACGAGCGAUACGUGGUCAAGUAUCCGAUGUUCCCGAUGCGCCUGAUCCAGUCGAAGCGACACUUCUUCGCUGUUUCCGUGCUCUGCCUGGUUUCCGGAGUGAAUUACGUUCCUCUAACCGUGUUCUGGACCAUCCAAGUUUACACGGUAUAUGAGGCAAGUUUUCAACAAGCUGGGGUUUUCCUGCUGCCUCUCGGACUCUGCAUUGUCGGCGGCUCUAUCAUGAGUGCCAUCAUGAUCUCUGUCUUUCGAAGGCAUGUACAGUGGGUCCUGCUGCUGUUCUGCGUAUCACAGACAACAGGUAUCGGCUGCAUGGCGUUGUUUGACAAAGACAACAUCAACACGGUGUGGGCGCCAAUGGUCAUCGGGUUGAUCGGAGUUGGCGGAGUGCUGUUGCCAUCUCAGGUUGUCUUCUCAGUCAUCUGUCCAGAUGAUCUGAUCGGCACCAGCGUGGCGCUCUCGGUGGUGGUUCGAAUGAUUGGCCAGGUAAUUGGCAAGAGUAUGUUUUACAACAUUUUUCGGUCAGAGGUCACUGCUCUGGCCAGCAACCCUGACAAUCUGGACAUCAUUGCGAUCCCGGCGCUUGAAGCAGGGUUUCAAAACGCCGAACGCAUCCGCGUGUUGGUGAACCAGCUGACUGCCGGACCUCUGCAAUUCUACGUCGACCGAGGCUUGUUUCCAGAAAUCACAUCUUCAGAAGCCGUUGCGACUCUGGUUGCAGGUGGCAAGGAAUUGUACAGCAGGGCUUUCCCUCUGCUUUAUCUGAUCUCCAUUGCAUGGGGAGCUAUCGCGAGCAUCUCGUGCGUUUUGCUGUGGGGUGUUGAUAAGUAUAUCGAUGAGCACACUGCAGUACACUUGUGA